Marmota flaviventris (yellow-bellied marmot) is the source of this 2804-nucleotide messenger RNA. It is a transcript of the gene Klhl25, whose product is annotated as kelch like family member 25. Gene Ontology annotation, biological process: ubiquitin-dependent protein catabolic process. NCBI's taxonomy places the organism in Eukaryota, Metazoa, Chordata, Mammalia, Rodentia, Sciuridae. The record is from RefSeq and is a predicted model, not a curated record. Gene Ontology annotation, molecular function: protein binding. Gene Ontology annotation, cellular component: Cul3-RING ubiquitin ligase complex; cytoplasm.
GGAGGCGGCGCAGUGGCUGCGGAGCUCGUGCGGACGGCCAGGGGUCUCUGAGCACGGCGGACGGCAGCGCCCGGAGCGUUUGGCUACCAUGUCGGUCAGCGUCCACGAGACCCGCAAGUCACGGAGCAGUACGGGCUCCAUGAACAUCACUCUCUUCCACAAGGCCUCCCACCCCGACUGCGUGCUGGCCCACCUCAACACGCUGCGCAAGCACCGCAUGUUCACCGACGUCACACUCUGGGCGGGUGACCGGGCCUUCCCCUGCCACCGGGCCGUAUUGGCCGCCUCCAGCCGCUACUUCGAGGCCAUGUUCAGUCACGGCCUGCGGGAGAGCCGGGAUGACACGGUCAACUUCCAAGACAACCUGCACCCCGAGGUGCUGGAGCUGCUGCUGGACUUUGCCUACUCCUCCCGCAUCGUCAUCAACGAGGAGAAUGCCGAGUCGCUGCUGGAGGCCGGCGACAUGCUGCAGUUCCAUGACGUGCGGGACGCGGCCGCCGAGUUCCUGGAGAAGAACCUCUUCCCCUCCAACUGCCUAGGCAUGAUGCUGCUGUCCGACGCCCAUCAGUGCCGCCGGCUCUACGAGUUCUCCUGGCGAAUGUGCCUGGUGCACUUCGAGACCGUGCGGCAGAGCGAGGACUUCAACAGCCUGUCCAAGGACACGCUGCUGGACCUCAUCUCCAGCGAUGAGCUGGAGACCGAGGACGAGCGGGUGGUCUUUGAAGCCAUCCUCCAGUGGGUGAAGCACGACCUGGAGGAGCGGAAGGCCCACCUGCCCGAGCUCCUGCGCAGUGUGCGCCUGGCCCUGCUGCCAUCGGAUUGCCUGAAGGAGGCAGUCUCCGGUGAGGCCCUCCUCAUGGCGGACGAGCGGACCAAACUCAUCAUAGACGAGGCCCUCCACUGCAAGACCAAGAUCCUGCAGAAUGAUGGGGUGGUCACCAGCCCUUGUGCCCGGCCACGCAAGGCAGGCCACACGCUGCUCAUCCUGGGGGGCCAGACCUUCAUGUGUGACAAGAUCUACCAGGUGGACCAUAAGGCCAAGGAGAUCAUCCCCAAGGCAGACUUGCCCAGCCCCCGGAAGGAGUUCAGUGCCUCUGCAAUCGGCUGCAAGGUCUAUGUGACGGGAGGCAGGGGCUCCGAGAAUGGGGUCUCCAAGGAUGUCUGGGUGUAUGAUACUGUCCAUGAGGAGUGGUCCAAGGCAGCACCCAUGCUGAUCGCUCGCUUUGGCCAUGGCUCGGCAGAGCUGGAGAACUGUCUGUACGUAGUAGGAGGACACACGUCCCUGGCCGGCGUCUUCCCGGCCUCGCCUUCAGUCUCCCUGAAGCAAGUAGAGAAAUAUGACCCUGGAGCCAACAAGUGGACGAUGGUUGCCCCACUGAGGGACGGUGUCAGCAACGCUGCAGUGGUAAGCGCCAAGCUGAAGCUUUUUGUUUUUGGAGGGACCAGCAUCCACCGAGACAUGGUAUCCAAAGUCCAAUGCUAUGACCCAUCAGAAAACCGGUGGACUAUCAAGGCUGAGUGUCCCCAACCUUGGCGGUACACAGCUGCUGCUGUCCUGGGCAGCCAGAUCUUCAUCAUGGGAGGUGACACAGAAUUCACAGCUGCCUCAGCCUACCGCUUCGACUGUGAGACCAACCAGUGGACACGGAUCGGUGACAUGACUGCCAAGCGUAUGUCCUGCCAUGCCCUGGCUUCAGGAAACAAGCUCUAUGUGGUCGGGGGCUACUUUGGAACCCAGAGGUGUAAGACCCUAGACUGCUAUGACCCCACUUCGGACACGUGGAACUGCAUCACCACCGUGCCCUACUCACUCAUCCCCACGGCCUUUGUCAGCACCUGGAAGCACCUGCCGGCGUGAGGAGCACCUGCAGAGCCCAGCCAGACUCUGCGUGUCUCUCCUGCCCCGCGGCUGCGGCCCUCACUUUCACAGAGCGGCCUUGACCCCGCUGCCGCAGUGCAGAGCUCUCCGAGUGGCCAGAAGCCGACUGCACCAGCUCCAGGCUGCAGCAACCUCGAGGCUGUUCUGAGCUUUAGACAAGACAAGCGUCCUGUGGCCCUGGAAGCCUCUUCAGCUUCGAGUGGUUUGCAUGGAAGAAGAGCAGCCAGAGGACAGGGGUGCCAGCAAAACUCCCCUGGGCCUUUGGGGAGGACACACCUGCAAAGGCUCGAGGUCAUCUGUCAGCAAGUCCUGGACUUGGGCUGGGAGGUCAAGGUCAGAGAAGGGGUGGGGUGGCAGCACAGGAGAGCUUUGGGUCACUUAGCACUGAUGGCACAGCCUUUGAUUCUAGGGCUGCUCUCUGGGAGGCUGUAAUGUCACCCACAGCUGCUGUCCCAGACCUCGGGGAGGCAUGUCCACCAGAGUGAGCAGAAGGCUGCAGAGGAGAAAGCAGCAUGGCUUUCACAAAGGCAGAAACCCCACCUAGUGACCUCAUUGACAUCCGCAAGUCUUCAUUAGUACAUGCACUCAGACCCCCAAGGCCAAAGGGGAGAUUCCUGUGGGCAGUGCCCCAUGAGGCCCUCAAACCUUAGUCCACUGGGGACCUGGCCCCAGGAUGCUGUGCCUAGGAGGCUGGGUCAACUCAGCAAGACUCGAGGCCCUAGGAACCGUCCCCUCAGCCCACCCUAAGAGGCAGUAGUGACUCCCUCUCCUGAUGGGACUGCAUCCAUCAACAGCACCAAGGGCUCUUUCGGGAGACCACACCUGUCCUCAGGUGGUGGCCCUGCCCUCUAAGACUAGGGGCAGCUGUGAGCUGGGGAUAACAGAAUUACCACAGGGCACCCGUUACAGAUACUCCAUGGCCAGG